Aspergillus fijiensis CBS 313.89 is the source of this 1207-nucleotide messenger RNA. Its product is annotated as short-chain dehydrogenases/reductase. The transcript has 2 exons. Bases 117 to 1124 code for a protein of 335 amino acids. Gene Ontology annotation, biological process: secondary metabolic process. Lineage: Eukaryota; Fungi; Ascomycota; Eurotiomycetes; Eurotiales; Aspergillaceae. The record is from RefSeq and is a predicted model, not a curated record.
UUAAACCCAGCCAUCACCGCAUUCCAUCAACACAACCACUUCUCACCAACUCACAAUCACAAUUAACCAGUAAAUCAACUCAUGUGAGACGGCCUCUUCCCUCACAGCACCUCAUCAUGCCCACUCUCAACGAGGUCCGCCAGUCCAACGCGACCCUCUCCACCAGCCGGCCCGAACUGAUCGCCGUCUUCGUCGGCGGCACCAGCGGCAUCGGCGAAGCAACCGCCAAGCAGCUGGCCCAGUCCGUGAAGCAGCCCACCAUCCACGUUGUGGGCCGCAGCGCUGCAUCGGGCUCGCGCGUCCUGGAGGAGCUCCGCGCCGCCAACCCCGACGGCAAGUUCCACUUCAUCCAGGCCGACCUGUCCCUGCUGCGCAAUGUCGACACCGCCUGCGAGCAGAUCAAGGAGAAGGAGAAAUCCAUCGACCUGCUCUUCCUGUCGACGGGGCAUCUGGCUAUGUCUAAGAAUGAAACCGAAGAAGGCCUAGACGACAACCACGUCCUACGCUACUACGGCCGGAUGCGCUUCAUCCACAACCUCCUGCCCCUGCUGGAGAACUCCUCGGGCGCGCCGCGAGUCGUGUCCGUGCUGGCCGCAGGGCAGGAGGGCCACGUGGACGAGCACAACCUCGACCUGCGGCAAUCGUGGUCCUUCCGCAAGGCGGCGACCUACGCGGCGACGCUCAACUCGCUGGCGCUGGAGCACCUGGCCGCGGCGCACCCGACGGUGGGCUUCGCGCACGUCUUCCCGGGGAUCGUGCGCACCCCGCUCAUGCAGUCCACCUUUGGGAACUGGGCCGGCGCCGUGCUGGGUGUGCUCUCGCGGCCGCUGUCCAUGACGCCCGAGGAGAGCGGCCAGCGCAACCUGUUCAUAGCCACCUCCGCGGCGUAUCCGGCCGCCAAGCCCCGGGAUGCGUCGGGGUAUGUGGGGACGCCGUUGGCGGAGGGGCUGCGCACGGCGGUCGCGUCGACGGGGCAGGUCGGGGCGGGCUCGUAUAUCCUAAAUUACGACGGGAAGAAUGCGACCAAGGAGAAGUUGAUGGCCGAGUAUCGCGAGCGCGGGUUUGCGGGGAAGGUGUGGGAGCACACGUUGGAGACUUUCCGGCGGGUGUUGCAGAAGGACUGAGUCUGUUUCAAUUGGUGUAUAAGUAGGUGGUUUGUAAUGAGUAUCUUUUUUUUGACGAUGCAGUGUGUAAUGCGACAAAUUAA